GCGAAAACUCGGCACGAGAAACAAUAACACGGAAACGGAGAAGUUGCGCGCGUGGAGCGCGAACCGAACCCGGGUCUUUGGAGUCGAACCCGGAGUUUGAUUAUUGAUUAUUAUUUUUUUCCCUCUUUUGGGAGUUUUAACGGCGGCGGGGGACAAAAAUAUCCAGAAAUCCGGAAACAGUAAGCGCGUGCUUUCAUCAGGAGCCGCAAGUUUCCGUCCGGAUCCGCCGGACCGCGCGCGAGGGACCGCCGAGCUGUUUGAUGUGGAAGCUUUAUUUCCGGUGUCUCAAGCCUGUUCACAUACACUAAGGACUAAACGAGACAGAUGGAUUUCUCCAUAGAAUAACAGUGUUGACCAGUCCAGCGACAAAAACAAACCCAAACAGCCACCAAGUGACCAUUUGGUCACGUGACCAACCAGAGCAUGUCGAGUGGACACAGCUACGAGGAUGGAGAAGAGAACGGUUCUCCUGAGCCGAACUGUGCGGCGCGAGGUGUUCCGGUGGAGCAGGCCGACAGGAAGGCAGCUGUUGAGCUUCGGAAUGGUUUUGGCACAGAACAUUCUGGAUCCAGAUUGGGUUCAGGAGAGGAUGAGGAAGCGGACAAGCGGCGAGGGAGAAGACCGUGCGUGGCUGAGAAGAGCGGCGGAGAACCUUCCAGCGGAGAGCAAGGUCAGGAGGAUGUGGAGAUGAACGACGGUCACGAAAGCGUCGGGGGAACACGGCGGCAUACGUCUUUGGCUGAUGGGAGUCCUGGGAGCACCACAGGAUCAGACAGCACCAAAAGCUCGAUGUCUGUGACCAGCUUGUCGUCCUACAGCCUCCACAGCACGGGCUGCAGUCAGACCAGACACCACACGCACUACAGCGAGCAAGCGGAGCAGGGCCGAGACCACGCCCACCGGGAGAUGAUGCAUACGGUGCAUGAGAUGAAGAAGAGGUUGCCGUCGGAGAAGAGGAGCCGCAGCAAACCCGGCACUGUGGAGGCUCUGAACUACGCCUUAAACUGUGUCAAACAAGUGCAAGCAAACAAUGAGUACUACAAGUUACUGAUGUGUAACGGACUGGAGGAGAGAAAAGACGCUGCGGUGUGCAGCUUGGAGCAGCUGGAGAGCAUGACCUCCGAACACACGCUCAAAAAUACAGACAUGUUCGUAGUGGUGUUCUCGCUGGCUUCGGGCCGAGUGGUGUACGCGUCCGAGCAGGCCUCCAGCAUCCUCAACUGCAAGCGCAAGUUCCUCGACUCGGCCAAGUUUGUAGAGAUGCUGUUUCACCAAGACGUCAACGUGUUUUACUCUCACACCGCGCAGCCGCACCUUCCGCCCUGGAACCUGGGGACAGAUAAUGGUCUGUUUCAGUGUACCCAAGUCAAGUCGUUCUUCUGCAGAAUCAGAGGAGGGAAGGACCGAGAUGGUGAGAUGCGCUACAACCCGUUCCGUAUCACGCCGUACCUGCUGAAAGUGCAGGGAGUGGGCGGAGAAGAGGAACAUCCAUGCUGCUUAGCUCUGGCUGAACGUAUCAUCUCAGGAUACGAGGCUCCCCGAAUUCCCACAGACAAGCGAAUCUUCACUACAACACACUCUCCAGGGUGUGUGUUCUUAGAAGUAGAUGACCGUGCUGCACCUUUGCUUGGAUAUCUCCCUCAGGACCUGAUAGGCACGUCGGUGUUGACCUGCCUCCACCCUGAGGACCGCACCCUCAUGCUCGCCAUGCAUCAAAAAAUUCUGAAAUAUGCAGGACAGCCGCCGUUUGAACAUUCCCCGAUCCGCGUCCGCUGUCAAAACGGAGACUAUGUCACACUGGACACCAGCUGGUCCAGCUUUGUUAACCCCUGGAGCCGUAAGGUGGCCUUCAUUAUCGGCAGGCACAAAGUCCGCACAGGACCUCUGAAUGAGGAUGUUUUUGCUGCAUGGAACAAAGCAGAGGUUCCUGUCAUGCAUGAAGAUGUCAAAGAACUGCAAGCCAUGAUCUACAAGCUCUUCCUACAACCGGUCCACACUAAUGGCUCAAGUGGUUACGGCAGCUUGGGCAGUAACGGUUCCCACGAGCACUACAUCAGUGUGGCUUCAUCUAGUGACAGCAAUGGAAACCUGUGGGAAGAUUCGCACCGAGAGCCGGUGACCCUUCAGCAGAUAUGUGCUAAUGUUAAUAAAGUGAAGCGCGGAGGUCAGCAGGCAUAUCUGGACUCCCGGAGAAAAGACACAGCGGUGGGGAAAGAUAGCACAGAACCUCCAGCUCCCAUCCUUCACGGUGCUCAGCGUUUAGAGGUUCAGCGUCUCCGAAGUUCCCUCGAGGACUCGCGCAGGAAGCAGCCACACAUUCCGUCUUACCAGCAGAUUAACUGUGUGGACAGCAUCAUUCGAUACUUGGAAAGCUGUAGUGGUCCUGCCUUGAAGCGGAAAAGUGAAUCCUUAUCCAUCACUACCUCCUCCUCUUCUACCACAUCCGAGGAAGACAAGACCCCUGCAGCUCCACUGGAGGACAGAAGUAAUGCUGAUGAGGUAACCAUGGAAGCAAGUGCUGGUCUGGAGAGCCAGGUUUCAGCCGGAUCCACGGUGACCGUAGCGCACACGACGGCAGCCGUGGUUGGGGCUCCUCUAACUGACCUCACUCUGUCCACUAAAGCUAUGAGCGAGGUGUCUGUGACCAGCCAGUGCAGCUACAGCAGCACCAUCGUGCACGUUCCCCAGCCUGAAUCUGAAGUAACUGCUCUAGAGGAUGCGCUAAUGGGAAGCGAACCGGCCGAUCCAGCUCCUGUGCCAUUGCGGCCAGUCCCCAGCUCCUCCACCACGGCUCCGGAGGAGGUCCAAGUGGUGGGGCUGACCAAGGAGGUGCUGUCCGCACACACACAGAAAGAGGAGCAGGAGUAUGUGGACCGCUUCAGACAUCGCAUCCUGGAGAGCCCGUAUAGCUCCUACCUCCAACAGGACAACAGCAGCAUGGCACACUCCAACCACAGAGGUAAUUAUGCCACAAGGCCCCUGAGCACAGGAGAUUGGAACAGAUCCCACUCAGGCAAACCCAGACACAAGCGUGCAAAGCCUCAGGUCUCGUCUGACAGUGACGGCUCACGGCCUGGACACUUCGUCCCACUAAACUCCUCUGCUCCCAAUAACUCCUCAUCCGAAUCUUCCCAACACAAACCCAAUUUCUUCUCUCCCUUGCUGUUGCCUGUUCAGCCCCCUUACUACCCCAUCCCACCUCAAUUCAGUGCCAUGCAGCCACAUGCCGUUCCUACGGUGGCGCAACCCGAACAGACGCAGCCGAUCAUGCAGGUCACGAAUCCUUUCAUGUCUCCUGUCAUGACCAUCAUCAUGCCCUACCCUGUCAACUACACCAUCUAUCCCCAGGCAGUGCCAGGUGUACCAGGCAUACCUACACCUGGAUUAGUGCCUCCACCUCCUCCAUUUCCCCAUCCUUCCUACAUUUCCCCGAUGGACAAUCCACCUGUUCAGGCUGGUCCCAGCUCAAUGCCCUCAACCACUGGAGCAUUGCCAUCUUCACUAAUCUCAUCUCCAUGGCCGGAAGAGGAUGUGGAUGGCGCUCAGCCCACAGUACUGUUUUCCAGUUCCAGGUCCAGCAGUCCACUACAGCUCAACCUGCUGCAGGAGGAGCUGCCCAAACCGAACACCCCGCAGGGAAACACAGGCCGAGCUGAAAGCCUGCACGAGCAGCAUGACAAGGAGGAUGCUCCCAGCGAUUUGGGUAAUCAGGAUGCUCAGUCCACCUCCAGCGUCCUGCUGGAUCUGCUGCUGCAAGAGGAUGCUCGCUCCGGAACUGGGUCCAAUGCCUCGGGAAGUGGAUCUGGAGAAUCUGGGGGUUCUCUGGGUUCGGGUUCAGGCCUGGGAUCCAAUGGUACCUCCACCAGCCGCACAGGCAGCAGCAACAGCAGCAAGUACUUCGCCAGCAAUGACUCGUCAGACACGUCCUGUAAGGCCAGGAAGAGCCAGGAUGCACCAGAGCGCUCCAGCUUCAACAAGUGUGUGGAGGACUCGCUGUGGACCAUGAUCCAGCACACACCAGAGCCGGUCAUGAUGACCUAUCAGAUCCAUCCCAGGGACCAGGCACAGGUUCUGAAGGAGGACCGAGAGAAGCUGCUCCUCCUGCAGCCCAUGCAGCCGUGGUUCACUCAGGAGCAGAAGGAGGAGCUGGCCGAGGUACAUUCCUGGAUCCAGCAUCACAGUGUACCCAAGGAGAUAAACACACAAGGAUGCAUGAGCUGUAACCCCACUGCUCUGGAAGGAAGUGACACGGUGGCCCACUCUCCCAGCCUGCCCAUUCCAGACAGCUCAACCUCUCAGGAUUGCCCUCAGGAGGACGUCAGCCCCGCCUCUGACACCUGAAGCCGCUUUUCCGAGCACUUCAGGUUAAAAGUCCCGUCCCCUUUUCACUGAGCCAGACCAUCAUUACGCAUCACCCAAUCAUGUCUGCACACUCGGUAAGGAGGGUGGAGUUGGUCACGGUGUCAUAAUUGGACGUGACGUGACGUGACGAGACGAUAUGUCGGACCUACUCGAACCAUCAGGAGAGACUGACCUUCAUUUGUUGGAACCAUAUAACUGUGAAUCUUUGACGCUUUGUUAGCAAAACUGUAAUUUAUAUCAGUAUUAAUUUUUUCUAUUCUUAUUUUUGUAAAGUUACAGUUCUAGUUUGGGUUUCACUGUGUUUUAUACGAAGACGCGCGCGAGCCUGACGUGCGUCGGUCGGCGUUGACCAGUAUGUCUUUCAUGACGAUUUUGCUCGUCGUCAUGGCCGUUCUCAUUGAAUUGAACAAAAUGAGUACCUUGUCUCCCAAAGUCCAGUUGUACUGUAUAUCGAUGCUUUAAGCCCUGAUUAAAUUUCUAUAAAUUUGUCUGGUGUCUUGAUUCCAAACUACGGUAUGUGCACGACGUCCUGAGCGUUUUGCCCUUAAAAUGCGCCAGUCAUGCACUUGUAUACGCUUUCUUGCUGCUGUGGUAGUUGGGAGAAUUUGUCUUGGCUCGGAUCCUUUUGCACAGCCGCGGCUUUUUGGUUCUGCGUUUAGUCAUUAUUAACCCAAAUCCAAAUGCCUUUUGUUCUAUCACAUUACAGGAAACACAUUACUGGUUAUAGGAAAAAGUUCAAAUUAAGGAAUGAGCAAUUCUUUCUUCCUGAAGGUGCAUUUGCUCACAUUGAGAAUCAGUACUGUUUUGUUUUUUUUUAAUUUAUGAAUAUAGUGAUUUUAUUUGUAUUUUUUUAGAUGAUAUACAAUUAACAGUUAUUCCACUAAAUCGAGUCGUACAUGAGCUGAUAGUUGACAAGGCGCGUAGCACCAAGUUGUCUAUAAGCCAUGUACGACAAGAUUGAGUGGAAUAACUGUUUUAUUCUGUCCACAUUCACUGGAUUUUGAGAAACGGAGCAUUUUUAUUUUUUACAAAUCCAAUAAAUAAAAACUUUAUACAAAAUGUCUGACAAAAUCAUUUCCACUUAGAAUAUAAACAAACCGGUGAAAUAACAGGAGCAGGUUGGGGAAAAUGUGAUGAUAAUUAUUAUUACUGAAAAAAAAAAGUGCUUACCAUGAAAUACUUUAAUUCGUCCUCUGUUGGUUCAGCAACACGCUCCACCAUUUUGUUUUUCUCUACUCACGGUAUAUGAGCUGAUAUCCUAGUAGUAGAGUAGCCAAUCAGUGUGCAAUUGCUCAUAUCCAUCGAAUGUGGAUAGAAUAAAUAUAUAAUACAUUAAUCUUUUUUUAUAGUUUAGAUAUGUAUAUUGCACUUGCUUUAUAAUUUAAUCCCAAGCUUAGGUUUUUUUUUUUUUUAAUUUAAUUUUUUUUAAAUUCCCAAAAGAGCUGGUAGGGAGAGUGCUCAAAGUGAUGCUUAUUCUCUUAACAUUUCAAAAUCAUAUAGUUUCUCCUUGUUGGGGGGGGGGGGAAGGUUCUAGAAGAAUGAUUUAUAUAACUGGGGAGAUUUUACCAUCAAUUUUUCCACCACCAGGUUUUUUUUUUUUCUGAACUCGUGGCUUUCGUUAAGUAAUUUAAGUAUUUCCCACAUUAGUGAGAAAAUUAUUGAGAUGUCAUGUACAGAUGACGUGUGACCCAAGUGGGAUUUAAAUUCAGCACUUUAAUUGCUUUAAUUGCUCAAUUUAAUUUAAAUUAAUUGCAGCCAAUCCAUAAAAAUCCAUCAGCGUGGUUAAGGACGUGUGAGAAGUUGUCAUGAUUUGUUGCUCGUGGUGUUGAAGGUGUGAAAUCAGGAUGGGAAGGGCGGGUCAGCUCAGCGCUUUGAAGGAUGUACACUGUUAAGCACAAAAUGGUGGUGGUGUUUUUUUUUUUUUUUUUUUUUUUUUUUUACAUUCUUGUGGACAGAAAAACAGGGUAUUUUGUACAGGUUUUGCCACACUGUAUGGAUGUACAUAACAUGCUAUGUAUUUUUGCAAGAAGGAAAGAAAAAAGAAAAGUUUUGUCUUGAAUUCAGGGAAGAGUUUUGUGACCUCUGAAUUUGAAAUGAAUUAUAAAUUAAAAUCUACAGUUACUUCAAACA
Molecule: messenger RNA, 6492 nt
Organism: Neoarius graeffei (lesser salmon catfish)
Lineage: Eukaryota; Metazoa; Chordata; Actinopteri; Siluriformes; Ariidae
Gene: per3
Product: period circadian clock 3
Exons: 23
Coding region: 424-4341 (1305 amino acids)
Biological process (GO): circadian regulation of gene expression; negative regulation of transcription by RNA polymerase II; entrainment of circadian clock by photoperiod
Cellular component (GO): cytoplasm; nucleus
Molecular function (GO): transcription corepressor binding; transcription cis-regulatory region binding
Source: RefSeq, a predicted model, not a curated record